GUCUCGAUUUCUCUAUUCUAGUAAACCCAUCUUCCAGCUCCCCCAUGGGAAUAGCGAGUUCAAGACCCCGUGGCCCCCCACCGCCUCCUGGAGAAGACAGUCGGGAGAUCGACGAUUCAGGGGUGGGCCCCAAAAUUCCUCAAGCCUUGGAAAAGAUCCUUCAGCUUAAGGAGAUCCGUCAGGAAGAGCUGACAUCUGUACCCGGCGCCAUAGACGAUGACAUGGAGACAGAGCUGAGGAUGCUGGCUGGCAUCUCUGCCUCCGAUGCUGAAGACGAUGCUUCGGCCCUGUCUAAGAAAGAGGUGAGGGGGAAUUGGGCUGGGUCAGCAGGAACUUGGGAAGGGCUGCAGCUCAAGAGACCGUUCUGCGUUGACAUGUCAGGCCUGGUCCAUCUGCUGCGGAACCUGAGAACAUCCGACUACCUUCGCCUGCCCUGUAGAUUUCCAUGA
This is a messenger RNA of Notechis scutatus (mainland tiger snake), 449 nucleotides long. Lineage: Eukaryota; Metazoa; Chordata; Lepidosauria; Squamata; Elapidae. The record is from RefSeq and is a predicted model, not a curated record.